AAAGGACUAGUCUGACAGGAAGAAUUACAAAUCUGGAGCUCAUUUUGGCGUCGCAGAGGGAAGCAUUGCAAUGUUUCUGCCACCUCUGUACAAAAGAUAAUUUUACUUGUGUGACAGAUGGGCUCUGCUUCGUCUCUGUCACAGAAACCACAGACAAGGUUAUCCACAAUAGCAUGUGUAUAGCUGAAAUUGACCUGAUUCCUCGAGACAGGCCAUUUGUAUGUGCACCUUCUUCAAAAACUGGGUCUGUGACUACAACAUAUUGCUGCAAUCAGGACCAUUGCAAUAAAAUAGAUCUCCCUACUACUGUAAAGCCAUCACCUGGCCUUGGUCCCGUGGAAUUGGCAGCUGUCAUUGCUGGACCAGUCUGCUUUGUCUGCAUCUCACUCAUGUUGAUGGUCUAUAUCUGCCAUAACCGCACUGUCAUCCACCAUCGCGUGCCAAAUGAAGAGGACCCUUCAUUAGAUCGUCCUUUUAUUUCAGAGGGUACUACGCUAAAGGAUUUAAUUUAUGAUAUGACAACAUCAGGAUCUGGAUCGGGUUUACCAUUGCUUGUUCAGAGAACAAUUGCAAGAACUAUUGUGUUACAAGAAAGCAUUGGCAAAGGACGAUUUGGAGAAGUUUGGCGAGGAAAGUGGCGGGGAGAAGAAGUUGCUGUGAAGAUAUUUUCCUCUAGAGAAGAACGCUCAUGGUUCCGUGAGGCAGAGAUUUAUCAAACUGUAAUGCUACGUCAUGAAAACAUCCUGGGAUUUAUAGCAGCAGACAAUAAAGACAAUGGUACUUGGACUCAGCUCUGGCUGGUGUCAGAUUAUCAUGAGCAUGGAUCCCUUUUUGAUUACUUGAACAGAUACACAGUUACUGUGGAAGGAAUGAUAAAGCUCGCUCUGUCCACAGCAAGCGGUCUUGCCCAUCUUCACAUGGAAAUUGUUGGUACCCAAGGAAAGCCAGCCAUUGCUCACAGAGAUUUGAAAUCAAAGAAUAUCUUGGUAAAGAAGAAUGGAACUUGCUGUAUUGCAGACUUAGGACUGGCAGUAAGACACGAUUCAGCCACAGAUACAAUUGAUAUUGCUCCAAACCACAGAGUGGGAACAAAAAGGUACAUGGCCCCUGAAGUUCUCGAUGAUUCUAUAAAUAUGAAACAUUUUGAAUCCUUCAAACGUGCUGACAUCUAUGCAAUGGGCUUAGUAUUCUGGGAAAUCGCUCGACGAUGUUCCAUUGGUGGAAUUCAUGAAGAUUACCAGCUGCCUUAUUAUGAUCUUGUACCUUCUGAUCCAUCAGUUGAAGAAAUGAGAAAAGUUGUUUGUGAACAGAAGUUAAGGCCAAAUAUUCCAAACAGAUGGCAGAGCUGUGAAGCCUUGAGAGUAAUGGCUAAAAUUAUGAGAGAAUGUUGGUAUGCCAAUGGAGCAGCAAGGCUUACAGCUUUGCGGAUCAAGAAAACAUUGUCACAACUCAGUCAACAGGAAGGCAUCAAAAUGUAAUUCUGUGGCUUUACCUGAACUCUGCUUUUUUCUUCAGAUCUGCUCCUGGGUUAAUUUGGGAGGUCAGUUGUUCUACCUCAUUGAGAGGGAACAGAAGGAUAUUGCUUCCUUGGGCAGCAGUGUACUAAAGUCAAUUAAAAACUUCCCAGUAUUUCUUUGGACCCAGGAAACAGCCACAUGGGUUCUUUCUGUGCACUAUGAACGCUUCUUUCCCAGGACAGUUAUAAAAUGUUGUGUAGUCUACUUUUAUUUUUUAUUAACAAAACUUGUUUUUUAAAAAGAUGAUUGCUGGUCUUAACUUUAGGUAACUUUUGUGCUAAAGAUCAUCUUUAAGAGUAAAGGAACUGAAUUGAUGAGUUAUAAUGAAACAUUUCUUAUUUUUAAAGAAAGUGAUUUACUCCUGGUUAGUACAUUCUCAGAGGAUUCUGAACCACUAACAAGUUUCCUUGAUUCAGACUUUGAAUGUACUGUUCUAUAAUUUUUCAGGAUCUUAAAAGUAACACUUAUAAAACUCUUAUCUUGAGUCUAAAAAUGACCUCAUAUAGUAGUGAGGAACAUAAUUUAUGCAAUUGUAUUUUGUAUACUAUUACUGUUCUUUCACAUAUUCAGAACGUUACAUGCCUUCAAAAUGGGAUUGUACUAUACCAGUAAGUGCCACUUCUGUGUCUUUCUAAUGGAAUCAAGUAGAGUUGCUUGAAGUCUCUAUGUUAAAGCCUAUAGUGUUUCAACUUCCAAAAGUUUAUUUAUCUGGGUAACCCAAACUAUUUCUGUUUUGUUUUUUGAAAGGGUUUUUGUGGUGUGUCAUUUGGUAUUCCAUUUUGAAAAUGCCUUUCUCCUACCAAAUGUGCUUAAACCACUAAAGAAAUGAAGUGGCAUUAAUUAGUAAAUUGUUAUCAUGGUCAUGUUUGAAUAUUCUCACAUUAAGCUUUUGCAUUUUAAUUGUGUUGUCUCAGUAUACUUUUAAAAAAUCAAGUGGCACUCUAGAUGCUUAUAGUACGUAAUAUUUUAAAGUGUGUAGCCUACAGACUAAUUUUUCUAAAAGGGAAAGUUUGUCUAGCUGCUUGUGAAAAGUUGUGUGGUAUUCUGUAAGACAUUUUUUCCUUUAUCUGUUCAAAGACAGUGUUAUUUUUUUAAGAAAUUAAUUACAUUUAAAGUUAGAAUAUGGUUAAUGUUAAAUAAUAGGUCUUUUCCUAGUAAGGCAGAAGCAGUUAAUAAUUCGAAUAGAUAACGGGUGUGCACGCAAGUCACAUUUGUUAUGUAGGAGUAAAUGUUCGGUGGACUCUGUCUUUGUAACUAAGGUUAGAGUUAGUGUGGUUUUGAGGUCCCACUACCCUUUGAGGAAGGCAGCUUUUAAUUCAGUGUUUCCUUAUGCGUGCAGAUACUACAACUGCUUAAUUUCCAUGUGAUUUGUGUAAUGAAUUCAGUACACCCUUGAUACUGGGAGAGGUGAUAGCUAAAGAACAUUCUGAGUAUAGGUUUUCCACUUACAGAGGUUUUUGGUCAGGUUAAAUGUUUUAAGCAAACUUGUCAUGGUCUUCUCACAUUCAGUUGAAACUGGUUUAUAAUAACUGGUUUUUACUUCCAGUGCUAUCAAGUCUUUGCAGGGCUUUUACAGUUUUCAAAAUCCUUUUUAUCACUGUGAUCUUAUUCUGAGGGGAGAAAAACUUUCAUAGUUGUGAGGCAAGACUUUGACUUUAUAGUGCUAUCAAUUCCCCGAUAAAAGGGUCAGAAUAACCUUUACAGUAUUUUGGUCAGGAAGAGAUAGUGGCCAUUUACGCUGAAUGAGUUGCAUUCUGAUAAUGUCUUAUCUCUUAUACAUAGAACAAAUUGGAAAGACUAUUUGGUCUUAAAACCAAAGUGAUUUUAGAAUGAGUGACAUAUUACAUAGGAAUUUAGUGUCAAUUUCAUGUGUUUAAAAACAUGGGGGAAAUGUGCUUAGAGAUUACUAUUUUGACUACCAAUUUGAGUUUUUUCUGUAAUUACCAUGAUUUCAUUGAAGCAAAUGAAUGAGUUUGAGAGGUUAGUUUUUAUAGUUUUGUUAUAUAACUUGAUUAAUAAUAAUCUCUAAUUUUGUGAUCAGGUACUUUUUUUGGGCCAUUUCUAAGCCUAUCUGAUCUGCUUUAUGAAAUCCAGGGGACCAAUACAUUUUAUCACUAAAACUAUUUUUAUAUAAUUUUAAGAACAUACCAAAAGUUGUCUGAUUUAAAGUUGUAAUACAUGGUUUCUCACUUUCAUGUAAGGUAUUCAACUUUUGCUGAAAAUAUUCUUUAUUAAAUCAAAGAUUGAGUUACAGUGAUACUGUUUUAGCCUUCAUGGAUAAAAUGUACUCUUGAUGAAUCAGGGAAUUUUUUUAAAGUUGGAAUUUAGUUCUAAAUUGAGUUUACAUAUUACUGCAGUUAAUUCCUUUUGGUUAGGAAUGGCUUGAUAAACCCCGAUUGGCUGGUAUUAAAAAUGAAAAUAACUUAAAAGAGGAGAUGCCUUUAAUUACUGUGGCCAUAACUGCAGAUAAGUUUGACAAAAGUAAUAAUUUUGUCAUUUAGAAACACAGUUCUUUGUUUAUACUGCCUAUCAGAGGAUGCUCACCUUCCAAGAUUCAACUUUGUUAAAACAUAUCUUCUGGCAAAGUACAUAUUCACAUUCAUUUUGUCAAGAGUAGGUAUGGGGAAAGUAUGACUUAGUGGGGCAUAGACAUUCGUGGUCUGUCCUUCCUGUCUUCAGCUCUGCCUCUCCCAACCUGCUUUCCCGCUGGUUCCUGACUCAGAGACCAUUGCCUCCUCCCAGCCUAGAUUUGCUUUCGAGACCUAGAGUAAAAUGACGGAUGGACGUUGUGGGACACACUUCAUUUUCUUCUGUCAUUGGAAGGGAGGGGUCUCCAGGUUUGGAGAUUGAGCAGAUGAGGUUUUGGAUGCUACUGCAAUUGCCUUUCUUUGGCUUUAGCCAUGGACGAGGAGUGGGGUGGCAGCAGGGUGACUGUGUGGCAGUGGGAAUUGUGCCAGAAACAAUGACCCAGUUGUAUCCCUCACAGGACAGGGUAAGGCCCGAAGAGCUGAGCCUGCAGUUCUCCUGUACUGACAGCGCUCAAGAAGUGCCUUGAGUCAAUGUGCAGUGUCAUGGCCUAGAUUUCAGUCCUUAUUACAGAAUUUCAGUGGUCACUUGGCCGUUUUGUAGUCCAUGCAUGUUACCUUUUUUUCCCUCUGUGUCUGAGAACUGUCAGAUACAGACUAUUUUGUAAAACAAGAUGGCAAAGAGCUAAUUAAAAUGCACAACAAGGUCCGUAAUUAGACAUGUCAUAUCAAAACUUAUUUUUAUCCUUGCACUGAAAGAAUGAUUUUAAGUCAGCAGCUUCUUUUAUUUCUUGACCGUGGCAGUGUUCUGGUUCCAAAUGAUAGAGAUUCCAAAUAAUGGUUCUGUUACAGCUACAGCUCAGAAAAUGCCAACUCAAAUAUUUUGAGACCCUGAAGACUAGCUCUGGACGUGUACUGCAGCUUCUUGUGUCUGUUUUGGAAUGCUGGAAUACCCAUGAGCCCUCUCUAAGAAUGCUGGACUUCUAAGACAUUAUGAGGACUGUCAGUACAUUAAAUCUCAUGAUGCAAUCUUAUUUGUAAAUGUAAACUUCAAAAAAUAUGUUUAAUAACCAUUCAACCUGUCUCUUAAAACUUUCAAGAAUUUCAGUGAACUUAUUUUUAUUUUUUAACAAGGAUUGUGAAUUGAAUAUCAUGAACCAUAUUUUGAUAUCCCUUUUUCACAUGUGCCAAUGGAAUGGGGUGUUUGAUAUUCUUUAUAUGUCAAGGAGAUGCUUCAGAAUGUCAAUUGCUUUAAACUUAAAUUACCUCUCAAGAGACCAAGGUACAUUUACCUCAUUGUGUAUAUAUAAUGUUUAAUAUUUGUCAGAGCAUUCUCCAGGUUUGCAGUUUUAUUUCUAUAAAGUAUGGGUAUUAUGUUGCUAAAUUACUCAAAUGGUACUGUAUUGUUUAUAUUUGUACCCCAAAUAACAUCAUCUAUACUUUCUGUUAUCUGUAUUUUAUUGUAUUUGUGCAAAAUUCUUCUGGCUUUACCAGUGUCAUCUCUGCCCUUUCAGAUAUGUACAGAAAAUGUCCAUAGAAAUUGUCAUUUAAGUUGGAUGACUUUGAGAAGCCUGUAAAGAGGAGAGAAAAACAUAAGCUGCGUUUCCCCAUAAGUUUUUUAAAUUGUAUAUUGUAUUUGUAGUAAUAUUCCAGAUGAAUGUAAAUAGGACAUAGAAGAGUGAUGCUUAUGUUAAGUCCUAACACUACACUACAGUAGAAAAAUGGAAGCAAUGCAAAUAAAUUACUUUUUUUCUCAAGUGCCAGUGGCAUAUUUUAAAAUAAAGUGUGAAUGUUGGAGUGA
This is a messenger RNA of Carlito syrichta (Philippine tarsier), 5843 nucleotides long. It is a transcript of the gene TGFBR1, whose product is annotated as transforming growth factor beta receptor 1. Gene Ontology annotation, molecular function: activin binding; SMAD binding; activin receptor activity, type I. The transcript has 9 exons. Gene Ontology annotation, cellular component: plasma membrane; activin receptor complex. Gene Ontology annotation, biological process: nervous system development; heart development; transforming growth factor beta receptor signaling pathway. The record is from RefSeq and is a predicted model, not a curated record. NCBI's taxonomy places the organism in Eukaryota, Metazoa, Chordata, Mammalia, Primates, Tarsiidae. The coding region runs from base 174 to 1478 and encodes 434 amino acids.